CCGGAAGCGGAAGCGGAUCGGGAACGGAAGCGGCUGCGCUGCGGGGCCGGUGGGUCCGGUGGGUCCGGGCCGCAACCGCCGAGGGGCGCGGAGAGGAGCGGAGCGGAGCGGAGGGGCGAUGCAUCACUGCCGGAGGUACCGCUCCCCGGAGCCGGAGAGCUACCUGGGCCCCCGCUGGAAGAGGAGGCGGUCCCGGAGCAGGGAGUACGAGGGGAGGCUGCGGUACCCCCCCCGCAGGGAUCUCUCCAGGAGGUCGCGGUCCAGAAGCCACGAGAGGAUGCCUUACCACAGGAGGUACAGGCGGGACAGCGAUGCCUACAGGUUUGAAGACAGAAGCCCAUCCUUUGGAGAGGAAUAUUACUCCACCCGCUCGCGGAACUGGCGGCGAUCCAGAGGCAGGGAGCAGCACAACAGGCCCAGGAAGUACCAGCACCACUGCCGGAAACGCAGGACCAGGUCUUGUAGCAGCACCUCCUCGAGGAGCCCGCAGAGCAGUAAGCGCAGCAGCAGGAGCGUGGAGGAUGACAAGGAAGGCCACCUGGUGUGCAGGAUCGGCGAUUGGCUCCAGGAGCGAUAUGAAAUUGUCGGCAGCCUUGGCGAAGGCACUUUUGGCAAAGUGGUGGAGUGUGUGGACCACGCCAGAGGCAAAUCACAGGUGGCACUGAAAAUCAUAAAAAAUGUUGGCAAGUACCGAGAAGCAGCCAGGCUGGAAAUUAAUGUCCUGAAAAAAAUCAAAGAGAAGGACAAAGAGAACAAAUUCUUGUGUGUCCUGAUGUCAGACUGGUUCAACUUCCACGGCCACAUGUGCAUUGCUUUUGAGCUUCUGGGCAAGAACACUUUUGAGUUCCUGAAGGAGAAUAACUUCCAGCCAUACCCUCUCCCUCAGAUCCGGCACAUGGCCUACCAGCUCUGCCAUGCCUUGAGAUUUUUACAUGACAACCAGCUGACUCACACCGACCUCAAGCCAGAAAACAUCUUGUUUGUUAACUCGGAUUUUGACACCCUCUACAAUGAGAACAAGAGCUGUGAGGAGAAAUCCAUCCGGAACACGAGCAUCCGCGUGGCGGACUUUGGGAGCGCGACGUUUGACCACGAGCACCACACCACCAUCGUGGCCACACGACACUACCGGCCCCCAGAAGUGAUUCUGGAGCUGGGCUGGGCACAGCCAUGUGAUGUCUGGAGCACUGGCUGCAUCCUGUUCGAGUAUUACCGAGGCUUCACGCUCUUCCAGACCCAUGAGAAUCGUGAGCAUCUUGUCAUGAUGGAAAAAAUCCUUGGGCCCAUUCCAUCUCACAUGAUCCACAAAACUCGGAAGCAGAAAUAUUUCCACAAUGGGAACCUGGUGUGGGAUGAGAACACUUCUGAUGGGAGAUACGUCCAAGAGAACUGCAAACCCCUGCGGACGUACAUGCUGCACGACUCCCUGGAGCACGCCCAGCUCUUUGACCUGAUGAGGAGGAUGUUGGAAUUCGACCCUUCCCGUCGGAUCACGUUUUCAGAAGCCCUCCUGCAUCCCUUCUUUGCUGGGCUCUCGGCAGAGGAAAGGAUGCUGUGUGGGAGAGGUGCCAGCAGGGACCUCAGCAGAUGACAGAGGGGCCGGGGCUGUGCCUGCUGCUGGAUUUGUACAGACGGGAGGGGUCUGGGCUCUGCGGGUCAGCCCCCAGCACUCUCUGAGCUGGGAGGGGCUGGGGCCCUGCACCAAGGACUCUGGGGAGGAGAAGGGGGAAGAACAGCUACGCUGGGAAGCACAGAUUUGUUUAUUUAUAUGUUGUAAAGUUAAAAUAAAGUGUUUCUUAUUGUUUG
Molecule: messenger RNA, 1806 nt
Organism: Calypte anna (Anna's hummingbird)
Lineage: Eukaryota; Metazoa; Chordata; Aves; Apodiformes; Trochilidae
Gene: CLK3
Product: CDC like kinase 3
Exons: 13
Coding region: 119-1591 (490 amino acids)
Biological process (GO): protein phosphorylation
Molecular function (GO): protein kinase activity; ATP binding
Source: RefSeq, a predicted model, not a curated record